Miscanthus lutarioriparius is the source of this 1551-nucleotide messenger RNA. The record is from the annotation of a GenBank genome assembly. Lineage: Eukaryota; Viridiplantae; Streptophyta; Magnoliopsida; Poales; Poaceae.
AUGGGGCUGUUGAGCUCCGCUAACAGAUGUUGUUGCAAGAACAUCCUGAGCUGCAACCUACUCAGAUGUGCGUGCUGCUGCUCGUGGAUCCGCUCUGUCUGCGGCAGGAGAACGAGCAAGGCCACGCAAGAGGAAUCGGACACGAAGAGUAAAAAGAAGAGGAAGUGGGUCCGUGGAUUUUGUGGUAGGGCGGUACGAGAAGCAGAGGAACCGUUGACAUCGGAGGCAAAAAAGAAGAGGAAGAGUACGGCGAUGAUCCCUGAGCCAGAGAAAUGCAAGUGGACAAAGAAGAUAUGGAGGAAAAAGAAGAGGAAGGAUGAACAGAACGGUUUGGCAACCCUUGUCAAGGGAAUUUCGCUCUCAAACAGUCCCAAGCACAGGGCAGCAGCAGGGGAGAUACUACGGAUCGGCAAUCAUAACAUUCCUAGUAGGGUGUUUACAUUCCGUGAACUGGUCGAUGCCACCAACUCUUUCUGCCCAGAAAACUUGCUGGGUGAAGGCGGCUUUGGAAGGGUGUACAAAGGAUGCAUUCCAGACACUAUGGAAGUCAUAGCAGUUAAGCAGCUUGACAAAGAAGGGUUGCAAGGAAACCGUGAGUUCCUCGUCGAGGUACUGAUGCUUAGCCUACUGCAUCAUCCAAACCUAGUUACCUUGGUUGGGUACAGCACCGAUUGUGACCAGAGGAUCCUAGUAUAUGAGUACAUGCCACUCGGUUCAUUGCAAGAUCAUCUCCUCGAUCUCACUCCAAAUUCUCAGCCACUAUCCUGGCACACACGGAUGAAGAUUGCAGUUGGUGCAGCUAGAGGCAUUGAGUACUUGCAUGAGGUAGCCAACCCGCCAGUGAUCUACCGUGAUCUCAAGGCAUCCAACAUUCUCUUGGAUGGAAGCUUCAAUGCAAAGUUAUCGGACUUUGGUCUGGCGAAGCUUGGUCCAAGCGGUGACAAAAGCCAUGUCAGCACAAGGGUGAUGGGCACAUAUGGCUAUUGUGCUCCUGAGUAUGCCAUGACCGGCAAGCUAACAAAGACAUCUGACAUCUAUAGCUUUGGCGUAGUUCUCUUAGAGCUCAUCACUGGGAGGCGAGCAAUCGACACCACAAAACCAACUCGCGAGCAGAUUCUUGUUCAUUGGGCAGCACCAUUCUUCAGGGAUAAGAGGAAGUUUGUGAAGAUGGCCGACCCAUUGCUUGACAGGAAGUUUCCUCUGAAAGGUCUAUACCAGGCACUUGCAAUCUCAUCAAUGUGCUUACAAGAAGAAGCAAGCAGUCGGCCACUGAUCAGUGAUGUUGUGACCGCCCUUACAUUUCUUGCUGAUCCAAACUAUGAUCCUCCAGAUGACAUCAAAGAUCCUCUGCCCAUAACAGUUCCAAACAUAGGCACAGAAACUAACCAAAACGAAACUGAAGGAGGUAAAGAACAAUUACAGCAAAAUGAAGAAGAAAGCCAUGAGAGAAAAAAUGAAGAAGAUAGCCAUGAGAGAAAAAAUGAAGAAGAUAGCCAAGAGAGAGAAAAUGAAGAAGAUAGCCAUGAGAGAGAAAAUGAAGAAGAUAGCUGA